Symbiodinium necroappetens is the source of this 2118-nucleotide messenger RNA. The record is from the annotation of a GenBank genome assembly. NCBI's taxonomy places the organism in Eukaryota, Dinophyceae, Suessiales, Symbiodiniaceae.
AUGAGCUUAUACAAACUCGGCCCGGACACGAAGGACCGGCAGUUUCGCCACGCCCCGCAGCUUUUCUCAAAGAGAACCCCAGACAAUAGAUAUCACAUGGGACGCCACGGCAGGCAUACAACACAUUUCGGAGAACAGUCACUGGGAGUUGGCCACCCGGCUUUAGGCAGAUCCCAGCAAUGCAAAGUUUGCCGCCUCAACGCCAAGACACAUAGUGUCAUAUGGGCUGCAGCAUUCAUGCGCAGCUUGGUCUUGCUGAUCGCAUGUGUGGCGGACGCUGUGUGGCAGGAUCCGCAAAGGACAGCGCGUCCAACGAGUGAUUCCAGCUGGCGGCCAAAGUGUGCGACGAAACAGAGUGACAGAUCUAAGAGGGAGAUCAGCAUUAACGAGAAGUCUGGAGUUUGGGGCUUUCGCUCCUGCCACAGGACGUAUCUUCUGGACGUUGGUUUGGCCCACCACAUGGGCCUUACUUUUGCCAAGUCCAGCGUUCUGGAGUUUGGAGCUGGUUGUGGCUGUUACACUUCUUAUUUGCGAGACGUCGCCCAUGCUGAGUCGGUCACCGCGUACGACGGCAUUCCCAACAUCAGGAAUCUUACGCGUGGCCUCGUUUCUGAGGCAGACUUGACGGUGAAUCUGAGUUCUUUGAUCCGAGCCCAUGACUGGACUUUGUGUACCGAAGUUACAGAGCACAUACCUGGCGAGUUUGAACAGACGGCGCUAGCAAACAUCGUGCGCCCUGCUCGCUGUGGUGUACUACUGAGCUGGGCCGUCCCGGGUCAAGGGGGCCAGGGACACGUGAACGAACAGUGGAAUGAGUAUGUGGUGUACCGAAUGCAAAGCUUCGGCCUCUACUUCGAUCUUGAGAGCAGCCUGAAUCUUCGUGCUGCUGCUGAUACCCACUGGUUCAAGAGAACAUUGAUGCUUUUUCGUCGCCCGGAGUCGCCUGCACGUUGCAGAGAGUCGCAAAAGUCCACCAGCGUGUACAUCUACGAUCACGACGCGCUCCGUUUGCUUCGGCCAUGGUUGAGUGGAGUGAGUCCUCAGCUGUGGGACGACUACUAUGAGCUCUCUGAGAGUCCCUGGAAUGUCUUGAACCGGAGUGAGGAAUUGGACUUAUCCUUUCCCGAUGCUUUUUUGCAAAAGGAGCUGCGAGCCGUGGUUGACAGCCGCUGGCAGCAAGUGAGGGUGGUGCAGGAGCCGAAAAAGGCUGAACUGCUGCUCUUUUUGGUCUGGCAAAAGGCCUUCUGUCUGGCUGCCGGAGAGGAGCAGACCCCUUGCCCAAGCUACCUCAAGCUUCUCGACUGGCUGGAAGCGACAUCAAGGUGGCAGCUUCAUCAAGGUCGUGACCAUGUCAUCCUGCUGGACCACCUACCCAGUUUCACGCGUAGCAGAGGCGGUGUAACGCGUCGUUCCAUUGUAGCCACGACGGCGGAUGGCAUGCCUGGCAGUCAUGCCAUAUCUGUUGCCCUGGCGCUUCCCUACUAUGUGCCUUUUUGGAAGUAUCAUGCGGGACCUCCAAACCGGGAUCGGAAAGCACUGAUCGGGUUUUUGGGGAGCGGGAGCCCGAGCUCCACGAGACGGAAUGCGACGGGUGUGGUGCGCGUCUUGAAGCUGGCGGAGGACUUGUCUGGAAACUGCAUGCAGGGCGAGUGUCGAGUACGAUGGACGGACCAGCCUGCGACGCACCCCGAGGAUUACAAGAUCCUGAAAGAUUCCAUCUACUGUCCUGUCACGAGCUCGAAGGUGCUCUUUUUGGCGAUCCUGGCCGGAUGCAUCCCUGUCAUCAUUUCAGACCUGCCUGUUUUCUUCGAGCCCAUUUUGUACUGGGAGGGAAGUCACAUUUCCGUACCUCCGGCCGAUUUUGAGAGCCCAACUUUUUCGCUUGUACAGUUUCUUCGCGGAAAGAGCCUGGGACAAGUUCCCAGGAGGCAGGCGCGCCUAUUUGAAGUUAAAUCAGCUCUGAUUUUCUCCCACGGCUGUCCGCCUCUGUGGGAGUCUCGGCUACCUUCAAGACAGCGAACGCCCUGGUGCCGCCAUCAGGCGGGCAGCAUGCCUGAUGCAGUGGACUAUUUCAUGCAUAGCAUAUUGCACCUGAGCAGUCUGCGCAGCACUGGUUAG